Molecule: messenger RNA, 9242 nt
Organism: Dicentrarchus labrax (European seabass)
Lineage: Eukaryota; Metazoa; Chordata; Actinopteri; Moronidae
Exons: 25
Coding region: 384-7040 (2218 amino acids)
Molecular function (GO): guanyl-nucleotide exchange factor activity
Source: RefSeq, a predicted model, not a curated record
UCUGACAAACAUAGCACCCGGCACUCGAGGUGCUGCGAGAGGGAGAGCGCAAACACAGUGAGACAGAGCAGCAGAGACAGAAAGCAGAGAGAACACAGUAAAUCAAAGACAGAGAGAGACAGAGAGAGACAGAGAGAGAGCGAGGAAACAAGAGAAAUCAAAGACUAAGUGCAGCUCAGCUGAGGACUUGACGAAUGCUCAUCCAGCUGGCUUAAGGUUGUCCUCACUCACUCAGCUGUGAACGAGUGUCUGGGCAGAAUGGAUUUCGUAUUGGUCCAACAGCCACCGAGCAGGAGAAGAAGCUCUGUUGACUAUCACACCGUUUGGAUUAUUUCAGAAACCGCUGUUGUGAUGAAUGGGAAUGACAGCUUGCAGAAAGGAAGAUGAACCUUGAUUCUCUGGAGGGCUCGAUCCAGAACCUGCUGUCGGUGCUGUACCCGCCCUUUGAGGCCACCGCCCCUACUCUUCUCAGCCAGCUCUUCCAAAUCAUCGACAGUCGUUAUCAGGGGGAUGCCCUGCGGUGCCUGCUGGACUUUCUGGUCCCAGCCAAGCACAUUUUAGACACUGUGCAGCAGGCUGCAUGUGCUCAGUACUCUGAUGUUCUUUUCCUGUGUGAGGGCUGGCCUCUAUGUUUGCAUGACCAAGUUGUCGUCCACCUUGCUCCCAUCAACCCCCUGCUACUUCAGCCAGGCGACUUUUACCUGCAGGUGGCGCCAUUCUGUGACCAAUCAGCUCGCAUCGUGGUGUGCAGCCUCCUGGAAGAGGAGGGACUCAGAGUGGCGGUAGUCGAGGAGACCCCAAUCCCUGAAACUUCCUAUCCUUGUAUAUUCAGCCGUGACUGGUUACGUGAGGUUAACCAGGGCCGCCAUGGAACGCCUCUCAGCCAAUGCCUGCUCGCCACUGAGCAAGGCGUGGUGAGGUUACCAUGGGAACGGGUGGCCGUGCCUGAAUUUGUGGACGUGCCAACGUGUGCUGGGAGUAGUAUGGCCUCUGCUCCUUCUUCAUAUCCUCCUUUACCACCUCCACUUCCUCAUCCUCCACCUCUUCCUCAUGUUCCUGAGAAAUCUACAUCAAAUUGUCCAUUUCCACUUUCUCCUUUGAAGGAAUCUGCACCAAAACAGUACCCUGUAACAAUUAAAAAUUCAAUUUUAACAUCUUCUUCACAUCCCUCCGCCUUCUCUGUGGAGACCAGAAUAUGUCCAGCAAAGCACGGCAUUGCUGUGUCACUCUGCCUGGUUGAUACUAGAGCUGCUUCCUCAUCUAGGCUGGUCAAAGUAAAAGACACUGAAACAGAGACUAAGCCUAUUGGCUGGGUGUCCCCUAAUACGUGGGACAGCUGCUUUACUGGGACAGAUACAGCCACAAAAACAAGCAGUGUUUCAGGCAAAUGCACCCCUGCAAGUGGUGAUACCAAUACAUGCAAAGGUGAAGAUAAGAGUAUAAUUGUUUCUGAAAACAUAAGGCAAGAUAAACAUAAAGGUACAAAUAUUAAAGAUAUUAGCAGGAGUGUGCCAGCAGGCCACGUUGUUGCAGAAGGGGAAUAUAUUGAUAUUCUGCAGGCAACUAUGCUUUUUGGUAGAGCUCAGUCAGUUUCUGAAGAACAGCAGAAAUUAGAAAUGCAAAUGCAACCACACACAAAAACUGAACCACAAAUGCAAAGAUAUCCACACAGACAAGCACAAAUGCAGCCACAUGCACAAAUGGAGUCGUACAGGCAAACACAAAGACAGCCUAACACACAGAUACCACCUCAAGCGCAGUCACAAGCACACUUGCAGUUACCUACAAAGCCACAAAGUCAUUCUAGAUCAGAGGCUGUACCAUUAAGACCCAACAUGUCUGCAGAAACAGGACCUCUAUCCACUCUCCACCAUUCCCAGUCCCAUCAACCUCACCCUGACUCGCUUGAACCUUCUCAGUGUAUCCGCACUGUCCGGUUCUCAGAGAAACCCUGCACCCCGUGCAUGAGGAGAAGACAAGGUGGAAAGGUUUCCAAAGCUCAAGAGCUGAGGUGUCGAUACAGGGACUCCUACCAGGCUGCUAUAAAAAACCCUGUCACCUUUGGACAGGAGAAAGAGAGGGGGGAUAUGUUAGCUGUGGUGGAGGAGGAUGGUGACGUCUCGCAGUGUGAUGACAAACUACCAGAGACUGAAACAGGGGGUCCAUGGUGUAAUGUUCAAGGAAUGUGGUUUGAUCCUGGGAUGUAUCACCAGUCUCCUUCCUCUGUCAGUGGAGGCAUCUGUAAGGAGUCAGGAGAAACUAACAGUGUUUCAUAUUGGAAACCAGGAGAUACAAACAGGGGAACCAAUGUUUUAAAAUGUAGUAGCUUACUGGAGCAGACAACUGAAAGGACCACUCUGCCAUUUAGGGAACCAAGGGAUGCACACUCUACCACAAUUUAUGGCAAUUUACACAAUGUGAAUGGGACAAAUUUAGAAGCAGGAUCAAGGAUAAAUGCUAGUAAAGCUUUGUCAAGCUUAAAUGACCCUAAACAGUCAGAUGUGAACUCUGCCAAACACCACAGAUUACCGUUUAGUUCAAGUGAAAUUUCAGCAAUGAACCUCACCCUCAAACCUCGUGAAAGGCUGCAAAGCAGAACCAGUUCCAUGGGAGUGAGUCCAAACUUUUCUAAGUCUCUUUCAGCAACACAGAACAGAUGGGAAUCCCUGUCAGAUGGAAGAUGUUCAUCCCUCUCCACAGCUGUGGUGGAUACCUCAGAGAAGUGUGAGCUGGUCAUUGUUGAAGGUCAAAAUGUGAGAAGAAAAGAAAGUAAAGACUCCUGUGCAGAGAUCCCCCAGCUGCAUGUGGUCAAAUGUAAAAACAGCACAGCCUUCCGACUGGUUUCACCGAAGAUCAACAGGAGGAAGACGGUCGUUCCAGAUGGUGCUCAGUCUGGCAAUAUGUCCAUAACCAGUAGAAAUGGCCAUCAGACAGAGAACCCAUCACAGAUAGAUCCACCUCCAGCAGUAGAGACGCAGAAGAUCUCCCAGCAUGCCUCUGCUCGUCCCAGACCUGACCACCUUCCCCUGGGAUCUCCGGACCCCAGAGCCCACCCCCUCUAUUUAGGAGUAGCCUCCCUCACAGGGGGCAGAGACCGAACAGGCAGGGCAAUAGUUGAACUCUAUGGAGACCACCAGGGAUGGAGUUCAGCUGUAACAAGCCAGGAGCUCUUCAAGAUGUUGCUCUACUUCCACUCUAUCACCAGGAGAGAAAUCAGAGAAGCUGGGAUUACGCUCAUUUUUGAUUCAAGGAAGACAAAUCCUCAACCACAGCUCUAUAAAGCCUUGAUGACAUUUCAGGAGCAGAUUCCCCAUGCAGUAAACAGUUUCGUGCUGCUGGUGGACAAGGAGAGCAGCCUUCGGCCAGAGAGGUGUCCUGGCACCCAGCAGACUGAAGUGGUGACGUCAAUGAAAGCCUUGUUAAAGCUGGUGGAGGUGAGUCAGCUGAGCUCCAGCCUGGAUGGCACACUGACUCACAGCCACUGUGACUGGAUGGAGCUGCACCAGAAACUCUUCCCUUUUGUGUCUGACCUUCAUGAGGCAUCCAGCCACCUACUGAGAGCAAUCAGUAGGUUGGAGGAGCCCCAGAGGACGGACACUGUACAGACUGUGCAGCAAUGCAUGAUGGACCAGAGGACUCUGAUGAGGGAUGUACUGGAGGACAGCCGAUUGGUCAGUCUGCAGAGGGAGGGCGGGGCCAUCUUGGCGAGGCUGCGGAAGGAGAGUGACCUCAAAUAUCCCCACUGCGAGGACCUCAGUGAUGCUGUGGACUCUGUGACCAGCCUGUACAACCACGUGGAGGAGCAGGCUCACGUGCUUGUGCAAAGGUCCAACAUGUCACUGGAACACCUGGAGUAUCUGCUGCAACUCAGAGAGAUGGAGGGACACUUCAUGCAGAUGCACCAGUGGUUUAAUGUAGAGGGAGAGCGCCACCUGCUGCAGGCUGAAUCCGUCGAGGACUCUGGAGACAGAAUGGAGCAGAUCCUCAACAGCUUCACUGGUUUCCUUAUUGAAGCUAAUGACCGAAGGCACCAUGCCAUGACGUUAGUGUCAGAGGCAGAGCGACUGCAGCCGAGUGGACUCUCCUACCCAGAGACUGAGGCAUUCAGGACUCUAGUCUGCACCUUCAAGUCAGGCCUAGAGGACUUCCUGUGCAGGGCAGAGGCGUGUGGCAGAGAGCUGCAGAUCAUGGUCAACGUGUGUGAUUUCUGUGAGCAGGUUGGCGCUACUGCACUUGCCAGCGAAUGCAUUGAGUACCUGAACCAGAGUCAAUCCAGAAUCCACACAAUGCAAGACCCUGACCAGACUACAACAUCUGCCAGUCAAACAAACACUCAGCUAAUACAACACCAGAACCAGGAGUCUGACAACCACACAACACAGGGCUCAGGCCCAAACACCACCGGUGUUUUACUGUCAGACGACUCCAUCCUCCAUACUUUCCAAGACAGGUUCCUCCAGUUCAGCACAGAGAGAUUUCAGGAGGUGAAGGCCCAGGCCAGCGCCCUGCGAGGCUCCAGGGGGAUGCGGGUCUGGAACAUAGCCUGGCUGAGAUGCCAAGAGGCCAGACAGCAGCUUCAGGAGAAGAUGCAGGAUGUAGAGGAUGAGGUUUUCCACCAACAGCCAGAUUCUAGCAGCUGGUGUGAACGUCAUUAUGUCGAUGUGGUGAGCACUAAUGUUCAGACACCGUCCUCUGGUGGCCGGAGUCUGGUGGUACAAUCAACGCCGGGGCCUCGGCACCCGGAGUGGGAGGGCAUCAUUUCAGGAGAGGUGGAUUUAGGGAAGAGGAGGCCAAUCCUGGGAACUAAUUCAACAACUGCAGCCAUCACAGUCAAACCUGAGGAUCACAGUGAUGCUGGAACCAGCCAGGGGUCAAAGGUCACUCCACAGUCACCUCACAGGUCAGCAAAGAGAACAGAAAGGGAGACGAAGAGGAGACAGGCGAGCAGAGCAAGGAGUGAGAGAGAUGCUGCAGCUCUUUCUCAGUCCCACACAGUCGGCUGCCAGUGGUUUCCAUGGGGACGAGGUCUUGGAGUGAGGUCGGUGAGCCAGGACUCGUGCACCACGGGAGUAGCAACGGCAGGGUCAUCCACUCCUCCAGAGCAGCGCGUUCGACCCCCGUCAUCCUGCUCCCACCACGGGCAGCCUUCUUGUCGAAUCCUCCAGGAGGCUCAGAAGUUCCAGAUCUCCCGCCACGGGAGCUUCUGCUCUGAAGACUCCUGUAUGAGCGACCGGGGGGCUGCAGGGGGCAACGGGACAUUAUGCUGCAAACACUCCAGCCUGCCCAGCGGCAGAUAUGAGGGGGGGUUUUGUUUGGCAAGUCCACAGGAGAGUGCCAGCAACGCCCUGAGGCUGCAGCGUGUCCUGGAGGAGCUGGUGUUCACAGAGAGAGAGUAUGUCCGCUCACUGGGCUACAUCCUGACCCACUACCUCCCCCUGCUGGACAGACCAGACAUCCCCCAGGACCUGAGGGGCAAGAGAGGCGUCAUCUUCGGCAACCUGGAGAAGCUUUACGACUUCCACAGCCACUACUUCCUGCCAGAGCUGGAGGCCUGCCAGAGGGAGCCCGCCAUGGUGGCCCGCUGCUUCCUCAGACACAGUGAGAGUUUUGGCCUGUACGCUCUGUACAGCAAGAACAAGCCUCAGUCAGACGCGCUGAUCCUACACCGUCGCCAUGACAUCUUCAAGAGGAAGCAGCAGGAGCUGGGGGACAUGAUGGACCUUUCAUCCUACCUGCUGAGGCCCAUCCAGAGGAUCAGCAAGUAUAGCCUCCUGCUGCAGGACAUGCUUGCUCUGGCUGGUUCAUACAGGCCAAAAGACAUGAUCCAGGAUACACUGCUCGCAUCCAGUGUGUGCGCACAAAGUGUGUGUGGCCCUGGUGCGUAUGUACCUGAUCUGACGAGCGGUGAGAAGGAGCGGGAGAGGGCUGAGAUCCAAUCUGCUGCAGACCUGGUUCGGUUUCAGAUGCGCCAUGGCAACGAUCUGCUCACCAUGGACGCCAUCCAGGAGUGUGAUGUGAAUUUAAAAGAACAGGGCCAGCUGAUUCGCCAGGACGAGUUCACAGUUUUCUUUAGGAAGAAAAAAUGUGUUCGCCGCAUCUUUCUCUUUGAAGAGCUCAUCCUCUUCAGCAAGACGAAGAGGACAGAUAUCGGCAACGAUGUUUAUGUCUACAAGCAGUCAUUCAAGACGAGUGACAUCGGGAUGACCCACAACUCGAGUGUGAGCGGUUUGUGCUUUGAGAUCUGGUUCCGCAGGAGAAAAAGUGAGGACACCUACACCCUGAAGGCCUCCAGCGUGGAGGUGAAGAAAGCCUGGACCACCGACCUGGAGAAGAUUCUGUGGGAUCAGGCCGCUCACAGUAGAGAGCUGCGUAUGCAGGAGAGGGUGUUCAUGGGUAUGGGCCGCAAACCUUUCAUGGACAUUCAACCCAGUGACGCUGCGAUCUGUGACCGGGCCAUCAGCUGUGUCCUGCCUGGGAGAAUCCCUGUGGCGUGUUGUUCACACAGGGGCUUAGAAUAUCCACGACCACACUCCAUUGGCUCUGGCAGCACCGCCUCCACCACCCUCAGCCAAUCUUCUUCCUCUUCUGGCCGCGGCUCGCUGCCCCCUGCUGGUUAUUCUGGGAACCAGUCACAAGGGGUGGAGACCGGUCCAGCCGUCUGCUCCUCCCCUGAGGCUGUGACUGAAAACGACCUCAACCAUCAGCAUCUUCAUCAGCAUCAUCUUCAUCGUAACUGUGAACAGUGGAAAGCUCAUCAUCCUCUGAUGGGCAGCACUGAAUCAUCCACAGAAUGCAUCAACCUCUUCAGCAGCUCAGACCACAGCUGCCUGUCUGCCAUUGGUGCAGAGGUAGUGGACGACUCCUCCUCAAUUGUAUCCCAGAGUUCAAAGUCUCGACCACCACUCUGUUGGACCCCGAGCCUAAGGAGAAACAACUCUCCAGUUGUUACCAUAAAGAAGCCAGGUGUCACCCCCAAACCUCCACAUCUGGCUAAUGUUCAGAGUGAUGACAUUAUAAUUGGAAAAUCCACAGAAGUUUAAUCCUGGGAUCCUGCAGAAGAUCUUCACUCCUCUGAAGCUGUUCUGGUCACCCUGCAGACAAACGGUUAAUUGAGUGGCUACACAGUCACAAGGCAGUCAGCUCUGUCUGGUUACAAGGUUUUGUUUUAAAUGAUUUAUUGAACAAACUGAAGUUUGGCGUGUUGGUAUCAAAUGUCAGUCAUUCAAAUGUGGUUGUCUUAUAUCACAUACAGACUGAUAAAACCCAUACAAGAAGAGGAAGAGACUGCUACGUGUGUGAUACAUGGGUCAUAUUUCAAUGACAUGCAAUAUUAACCCACAAACACAAAUAUGUGUCUUGGGCCUUUGCUCCAGCAGAAUCAUCUUCAUCCCCAACCAUGUUUUUAUUUUCAUAUAGAACUAAGCAUCAGCUGCUACAGAUACAAUGUAUUAAAAUGUUAUGAAGAAAACCUUUUUUUUUUUUUCCACUAUACAUAAAGUCACCAACAAUUCAAGAUUCAACAGUUCAUCCUCAUAAAACAAAUCAUAAUUGUUUGUCUAAUUGUGCGAGGUAAAUAAACCAUGUGUUUUUAUAUGGUUAACUGUCUCUUAACUGAAGUAAAACAUGCUCUUUGCUUACACAUUUAAUAAAGAGCAGGUAUUUGUGCCAUCUACAAAAACACAAUGAGAUGUGGUCAAGGGAAACAUUUCAGAUAUAUUUUGUGGGAUCUUCUGUGCUGUACAGUCUGUACAAUUAUUGAUAUGCAGGGAUCAACGAAGAGAAGGUUGUAUUUAUUAUUGUCACUGAAAUCAGCAGAUUGUGUGGGACAAACACACAAGGACGAGCAUCUGUAUUUGAGAGUAAAUCACUUCAGUCCAGUGGCAAAAGUAAAGUGUAUGCUCUGUGUUUCAUUUGCAAGGUGGCAAAUCUUUGCUUGGGAAGAAAUUGUGUAUAAUUUAUCUCUUGACAGCUGAACUACAUUGUUUUGGUUACAUAAUCAGAAGGGAAACUUAAUGUAGUCCAAGAUGCAGUUCAGAGCUCCAGAGCUAACCACUGGCCAUAAGCCCAGAACUAGCUGAAGACACAAAGUUAAAGCUGACCAUAAAUGGAGAAACAUGUGGUUAUUUGUCCAUAUAUGUAAAAGUAAGAUCUUUUGACGGUGUAGUGAUUAAUAUAUAGUAAUUAACAUACAAAGAUAUAUCUGUCUGGCUCUGACUCUUACAGUAGUCCUGUAUUUAUUAAUUUAUCAGAAGGGACAGGCCACUUACAUGGUUUCUCAUCUAGAUUUGAAUUACUAUGUAACUCAUGGAUUUAAUACACAAGAUCUGUAAUCGCUGGGUUAACCAUAUUAACCACACAAACUGCACACUAACAGACACAGUAUAUUCAAUUUUUCAGGCAAAAACCACUUACUGAUAUUUAGGGUCCACUAAUGGUUCCAUACUGAUACUGAUUAAUGUUCCAGCUUUACUCUCAUGAAAAUGACCAUUACAGAAAAGUAUUUUUCAGAUUAUUUAAAUGUGUUUUUGUUUUUAACAAGUUAAUGUUGAAAAACUGUCAUUAUUUUGUAAGCUCUGUGAUUUUAUUGUCUGUGGGAAAUGUACAGUGUACAAAUCAUGACAGGAUCUUGAAAAACUGAGGUUAUAAUGGUUGACCUCUGAUUGUUUUAUUUUGAAGCCACUGACCGGUUUCUGCUUUCUUUCACUUUUUUUAUUGCUUACUUGAUUUCCUCUGAUUUUUUUCUUUUGUCAAUGUGUUGAUUUAGUCUAUUUUUUGCUUAAUUUUCAUUUAGUUUCUUCCGUCUGAACUCUGCUCCCUUUAGGUGGGGACCAGAGGGAUUGCAGUAACAGUGUGCUUUUUCUUCCUUAUUCCAUAGACACAAAUAUUCCACAGACAGGAACUUAUUGCAAAAGCUUUUAUUGCCCUGUGUGCAGAUAACAAACACUGCUGUGUAAAUCUGUUUCAGUUCUGCACAGUCAAGUUGCAGCUUCAUGACCUAUUUACAACUUCAAGUUAAAAAGUCAAAGUGAAAGUCUUGACAUACUGACCUUACAACAAUUGUGUGACUUAUAUUUCUUGCUUAAAACGUGCUUACAAUUUUUCACUGUAUGUGUAAUUUUCUGUUUUGCCUUAUGAAGUGUAAUUUAAAAAUGUUCGAUUCUUUCUAAAUUAUAACAUUUUGUUGAAUCAUUCGUUAAUAUACAGAAUGUUGCAGCUAAAUAAUAAAAUAAUUUAUGAACAAA